This is a messenger RNA of Falco peregrinus (peregrine falcon), 8289 nucleotides long. RefSeq names its product potassium voltage-gated channel subfamily C member 2 (gene KCNC2). Gene Ontology annotation, biological process: potassium ion transmembrane transport; protein homooligomerization. Gene Ontology annotation, cellular component: axon; dendrite membrane; voltage-gated potassium channel complex. Gene Ontology annotation, molecular function: protein binding; delayed rectifier potassium channel activity. The record is from RefSeq and is a predicted model, not a curated record. The coding region runs from base 3498 to 5366 and encodes 622 amino acids. The transcript is spliced from 7 exons. Lineage: Eukaryota; Metazoa; Chordata; Aves; Falconiformes; Falconidae.
AAGGGUAAUGGUCCAGUUUACAGGUUAUAGCAGAAAUCCGUGUCAGCACCUCUAACUUUUGCAAGCAGGACUGAAGCAGAAGCAGAGGAGAUGCAGUGUUUAUCUCUUGAGAAUACUGUUCUGUUUCCAUGGCAGUAGACAGCUCAGUCCAGAUUUGGGCAAUCUUGUCUGCAAAGUAGCAUGAAAAAAAUUAGGAGAGAAAAACUUGACUGCAGCUGAAUGGAGGCAGUCAAAAUUAAUCAAGCUUGCAUACAGUGAGAUUGGGUCUGCUAUAUGAGACUGCAGAUGCUACGAAGAAAUCUCUUUGCUUCCUGCAUGGCGAAGGCAUCUGAUUUAAAAUCUGCCUGCCCCAGUCACUGAGACUUCGAGGGAGACUUCGGCCGCUUACCUUCUGAAGUGGCUUGUGAAGCUUGAAGAAGCUUGUGAAGAGGGAUGUACUCUGAAAUCUUUUGAGCACCUGUGGGAGGACUGGAAAACUGAGAAGACGAUGAGAACAUACAGGUUGGUGUGCUUCAGGCAGGGUCUUGACUUACAGCAGAGGGAGGCACGAGGAUUUCCAAGGGAAAGUGCAACUGUUCAGCUCGGAGCUGAGACAGGAGCUGUGUGUGACACAGGGCUGCAGCUGGAGUGAAAUUUCACAAGGUGAAAUGGGCCAGUCCCAGUUCUACAGCGAUGCUGCUUCAUACUGCCCUUCCCAACACCCUUUUCUUUUGAAAAGAGAAACCUGAAGCCUAUUUUCAUGUACAUAAAAUUUUACGCUUUACCAUCCCCUCCUCACUGCCAGAGAAGGCAAUGACUUAACCAUGUAGCAUUGGUUGUGCUGUGGAUUAGUACUUAAGCAAUGCAAUUAGUGCUCACCUGUUUUUUCCUACUGUGUCAUGUGCCUUCUCAGGAGAGCCCAGUCUUGGGUUCUCUAGUUUUAUUUUCCUUGAUAAAUAUAACAUACAAGGAAACUUUUUAAUUUUUCAUUUUUUUGAUGAGAGAACGACAUUCCCCAGAAUUUCACAAAGAAUUGAAGAUCUGGGGUGGGGGAAGGCAGAUGAAGCAUACCUGGGUGUAUGCAGUGCCUCGCUGAGGGGACUCCUGCCUGCUACUGUGGGACUAACAGGAGACUGAUUUCAUGACAGCGUUUGCAUUUUGUCCAUCUGCUUUGUCCAGUCUUAGUUUUAUUUCUAUUCUCCUACAGUAAGACCCUUUUUCACCGCUUCUGUUAUUGAUCAAACCAAGCUUAUAAUUCAACUGUGUUAUCUAAAAGUGCAAUCGUGCUUUGGAAUUUAAAAAUAAUGACAACUUUCUGCUGUCUUUGUUUCCAGCCCCAUGCAAUUUAACUACACCAUGGCUCCUUAGAGUUGUAUUUCACAGACAUUUACUUAAUCUAUUAAUUCUUUUUUUUGCAAUUUCAGAGUAGGGUUCUGACUUAUCAUCAGUGUACUUCAGUAUAAUGUGGCUGUCGUGUUCUGCAAGAUCUGUAAUGAAUUAGUAUAUGUAAUUGUAAAUAGUAGAGAUGAUUAUAAAUAGUAAAAAAGAACAGAAAAUACAUGAAAGAAACAAGUAGAAGCUUAAUAAAAUGUUACUGACCGUGGAUAUUUAAAAUAAUUAGUUCAUUUACUUAGUCACUGACUAAACUGGUAUAAAUUGAUAUUUUGGCUGUGAUGCGCUGUCUUCAAUUAUAAUUUUCCAUUAUAAAAUUGAUUAACUUUUUUUCCUUGUUUCUCAAUUACAACAUCAUGUGAAAAAUAUGAAAUGGUGAGCUGCACUAGAAAAACUCGGUGGCUUCUGCUUCUCACGUCCUUCUCAGGAAGACAGAUGGUAGCUGGGCAGGUUAACCUUCCCAGGGACCCCCCUAGACAACAGGGACAGAGAUCCUCCAUAAGACAGGUGGUAACCCAAUGACUUUGCAUUGCAGUACUGAAGCUUGCAGGAAGAACGAUUGCUCCUAGAACUGAGAAUGUACAUCUGGAGAAAGCUUUUGAAACCCGUUUCUUAAAGUUGCUGCUGCUUGGGGAGUCGAUUCACAUUAUGGAUGCCACAUAUAGACAGAUCUGGGUUAAAGCAGUCUGGUCUAUGCACAGCAUCCUCCCAGCAUCGCUUCCAGCUGAGCUUUGCCCUCCCAGCACCAGCAAGCGCCCAGCCGAAGGCUCUGACGCAGAAGGUAGACAUUUCAGAUACCCAUUAUUCCACUCAUUACCCUGCUUCAUGCCAGGGAAUACCCUCGGUGUGGAGGAAGAUUUUUCUUUUGAGGAAGUGGCAAGAGGGAUCACCUCUCCCUCGUGUAUCUCCUCUCUGGGGCUGGAAGCUUCUUUCUCUUUGACCAACCCAGCUGAAACCAGGCAUCAGUACAGCAGUCUGUCGAAAACAGCUGGCUUGGGGGCAGAGACCUUGGCACAGGCACUGGGCUCCCUCAUCGAUCGCUGGGGACCUCCCAACUUCCAUCCCUCCCCCGCCGCCCCAGCCUCCGCCGUAUGAAGCAUACCGAGGGCGAAGUGUACCCCCCCACCCCGUAUCUGUUUUUUUCCAGCUGAUACAAGAGUUGGAUGUCCUCCUCUUGAGCCCUCCCUCCCCGACCCCCGAGGCCGGGGCUCCUCGGGCUGCUGCCCCGCGCUGGAGCUGGCCCCGGGGGCUCCCCGGCCGCCCCCCGCCCCGCAGGCCGAGCGGGGCGGGCGCUGCAGGCACCGACCUGCCGGGGGACGGACCCGCUCCCGGGGCUGGGCAGCUCCCCUCCGCCGUCACCUGUAGCGGGGCGCUGCCAUCCCUGCGUUCCUCCGGCACACGCCUGUCCGCAGCCCCGCUCCCUGCCCGCGUGGUCCCCCGAAGUGAACCAAAGCUGCGCGCAGCGGGGAGGAGGCGGCGCCGCCUUGUUCCGGAGGGAUGUGACAUUUGUUUUCGCCGUCGCCUCCCUCCGCCCCGGAGGGCUGCGAGUGGGGGGCUGGAAGGGGCGCGGGGGGCCGUCUCCUCUACCCCCGCCCCGGGGAGGAGCCUCAGCCCCAAAUGAGGUGCGUGUCCACCCGCGGGUCCGCUUUCCCGGAGAGGCGCUGGGAGCGCGGCCGCCCCGUCCCCGGGGUGCCCUUACCCGCCGCCCAUGGCUCCGCCUGCCGCCCGCGGUGCCGGCUCGCAGCCCCGGCGGGGAAGGGCUGCGUCUGCCCCGUGAAACGAUGGGAGCGGGGUCUCCGAGGGGGCGGCGGGAGCCGCUUUUGCGCCUUUCGGAGUUGAGCGUGGAGGGAGGCAAAACAGCUACCUGAGGGCGGAACAAACCAAACAUCCCCGAAUCGGAAACCCAACAACAAGUAGUUCUCGCCGGGCGGGGAGGCACGGAGAGCGGCUGGGGAUGGGCGUCCGCCGCCGCGCACCGCCGGAGCCCGCCUGAGCAGAGGAGCCGCGUUCUCUCCCCUGGCGAAGGGAGAAGCUCGCCCCCCGCGGACCUGCCCGCCACCGGCUGCCCCCCCGCCGUCCCCGCUGCCGCCUCCCGCGCCCGCCCCAGUCAUGUCCGACCCGGAGCGAUGGGGAAGCUCGAGGACAACGAGAGGGUGAUCCUCAACGUGGGGGGCACGCGGCACGAGACCUACCGCAGCACCCUGAAGACCCUGCCGGGGACCCGCCUGGCCCUGCUCGCCUGCGAGUCCCAGAGCGAGUCCCCGGGCGGCGAGGAGCCACCGCCGCCGCCCCCCAACCCGCCGCCGCCGGCGGGCGGCUGCCCGGAGCCCGGCAGCGGCUGCAGCCCCCGGGGCAGCGGCGGCACCAGCGAGUUCUUCUUCGACCGGCACCCGGGGGUCUUCGCCUAUGUGCUCAACUACUACCGCACCGGCAAGCUGCACUGCCCCGCCGACGUCUGCGGGCCGCUCUUCGAGGAGGAGCUGGCCUUCUGGGGCAUCGACGAGACCGACGUGGAGCCCUGCUGCUGGAUGACCUACCGCCAGCACCGCGAUGCCGAGGAGGCCCUCGACAUCUUCGAGGCACCCGACCUGCUGACGGGCGAGCCGCCCCCCGACGGCGACGACGACGACCUGGCCGCCAAAAGGCUGGGCAUCGAGGACGUGGGGGCGGCCGCCGAGGGCAAGGGCGGGCGCUGGCGGCGGCUGCAGCCCCGCGUCUGGGCGCUCUUCGAGGACCCCUACUCCUCACGGGCUGCCAGGUUCAUCGCCUUUGCCUCUUUAUUCUUCAUCCUAGUUUCAAUCACGACCUUUUGCCUGGAAACACAUGAGGCUUUCAAUACUAUUAUAAACAAAACCGAGCAGGUUGUCAACGGGACAGAAACUGGGCCACAGUAUGAAAUUGAGACAGAUCCUGCCCUGACGUAUGUGGAAGGAGUCUGUGUGGUAUGGUUUACAUUUGAAUUUUUAGUACGUGUUGUUUUUUCCCCCAACAAACUUGAAUUUAUCAAAAACCUCUUGAAUAUCAUUGACUUUGUGGCCAUCCUGCCCUUUUACCUAGAAGUGGGCCUGAGCGGGCUCUCCUCUAAAGCUGCUAAGGACGUGCUUGGUUUCCUCAGGGUGGUAAGGUUCGUGAGGAUCCUACGAAUCUUCAAGCUCACCCGGCACUUUGUGGGCCUCAGGGUGCUGGGCCACACUCUGCGAGCCAGCACCAAUGAGUUUUUGCUGCUGAUAAUAUUCCUGGCACUCGGUGUUUUGAUAUUUGCCACCAUGAUUUACUACGCAGAGCGGGUGGGAGCCCAGCCUAAUGACCCAUCAGCGAGUGAGCACACACAGUUCAAAAAUAUCCCUAUCGGCUUCUGGUGGGCUGUGGUCACCAUGACCACCCUGGGAUACGGGGAUAUGUAUCCACGGACUUGGUCGGGCAUGCUGGUGGGAGCCCUGUGCGCGCUGGCAGGGGUGCUCACCAUAGCCAUGCCCGUGCCUGUGAUAGUUAACAAUUUUGGGAUGUACUACUCCCUGGCCAUGGCAAAGCAGAAGCUCCCGAGGAAGCGGAAGAAGCACAUCCCUCCUGCUCCUCAAGCCAGCUCGCCCACCUUCUGCAAGACAGACUUGAACAUGGCCUGCAAUAGCACACAGGGUGACAUCUGCUUGGGCAAGGACAACCAGCUGAUGGAGCACAACAGAUCAUCAGUGUUAUCAGGUGAAGACAGUGCAGGAAGUGAGCAGCCACUCUCACCUGGUGAAAGGCUCCCUCCCAUCAGACGCUCUAGUACAAGAGACAAAAACAGAAGAGGGGGAACAUGUUUCCUACUGACAACAGGUGAUUACACGUGUGCUACUGAUGGAGGGAUCAGGAAAGGCUAUGAAAAAUCUCGAAGCUUAAACAACAUAGCUGGCUUGACAGGCAAUGCUCUGCGACUGUCUCCAGUAACAUCACCCUACAGCUCACCUUGUCCUCUAAGGCGCUCUCGGUCUCCCAUCCCUUCCAUCUUGUAAACCAGAUGGCAUCAAUCGGCUACAUAGUAUUAAUUCAAAUAUUGUUUACCACAUACUGGAAAUAAAUGUAGCAUUAACCAUAGGCUCCACAAAUAUGGUAUAACUCUUGCAUGAUAUAACUGUCAGUAGUAAGAAAUGCCACUUGGGUAGCUUUUAAAGAUUACCUAAGGUAGUGCUUCUCCUUUUAUCUACUAUAUUGUCCUACUUUCCUGUGGCAAUAAAAGGACAGUGGAUGCCGUUGGCCAGUAUAUUCAAUAAAUAAGCAUAUUUUCAGGGAGAUUUACUUAAAAUAACGUGCUUCCAACUAAUUGUCAGUCACUCCAUUGAACCUCCAUUUCUUGUGACUCUAAUCCAUUCUGAAGAUGUCUGCUCUGAAGGGUCUGCUCAUUUGCAUGGACCAUCCUGUCUCCAUCACCUGACAAGCAGUGUUGCUGAUCACGGAGACCACAGAGGGCUCUGGAUGUGUGUUUUCACAUUGUACCAUCCUGCUGAAAUGAAAGCACUGAUAAACUGGUCUGCAUGUGGGAUUGUUUUCCUUUGUUUAACCUUUUCCUUUAUUUUUAAUGAUCUACUUGUUUAUAAAUGGCUUUAUUUUGUGAUUAACUUACUUUGGUACUGGAUUGCUGUAUCAGAGUUCUGAAUGUCUCCGGUUGUUUGCACACAGAUAACUGCAAAGAGGUUGUCAUUACUGGUUACACGCAAGCAGAAGCCAGAUCUCUUUCUUAAUGGCUUGGGGAAGGCACAAAACAUGCAAGAAAGGUAAACGCCAUCCAGACUUGCAAUUUUAAGCUAGCAAGUGCUGCUUGGUACUGUAGUAAUUUCUCUACUCCAGGGUUCUUCCACAUUUUCAAAGGCUGAGUACCAAGUAAAAUUGAGAAGAUUAUUGGGGGCUUUUUUUACCACUGUAAGAGGGUAGUAGUUCUCAAGUCGGGUUUUUGACCAGCCUUAUACCUCUGGCUCAUGAGCUUCAAAAAUUUCUUCAAUGUUUUUUGAGGUGCUUUGUCCUAUAUGUUGUUUGUCUGUCUGUUUUGCAACCUGUCUACUGUAUUCUCCAUCUGUCUCCAUAAAGCACAGAGAUACUGUUAAAAUGCCCCCUCUUUUAAGCUUAACUAAGGAUAUUUUUCUCCUUUUCUCUUUUUUUCAUAUGGACUAUACUUAUGUGUAUAGAUACAAGUACAUAUAUUUUUCAAGUGCAAGUUAGUAUCAUCUAGACUAACUCAUGUGAGCACUCUGAAGAUUUUUCAAGUGGGUUUUCGUAGUGGCUUUACAGUCCUGACCUGUUGCCUAUUGCAUCAAUCUUCUUAGCAACCAACUUUCAUUACAGUUCUGAAACUGUAUUUCCUCUAGUGGCUUUUUCAUUCAAUAUUAACCUCUGUUUAUGCGACAGGACAAAUGCAAUGGCAGAUUUGAUGUUCUGGGCUGGUGAGGAAAAAUUUCCCUAAACCAUAGAGUUUUAGAACUACAUGGGGAAGAACAUAACAACUGAAAUCUUAAGAGAUCCUUGAGAUUGUUGAAUAAUACCCAAUUGUCAUGUUUUAUUUUUUGUUAGGAAAAGAAAUACAACUUAUUGUUGACCAUGUAACAUGUUCUUCUGUAUAUAGCCUAGCCCAACAGCAUGAUCUGCAUGUCAGAAUUCUUGUACAAUAAUGUAUUUAUCAAAGUAUACAUUUCUGAUAUUUAGAGAUGUACAUUAAUUUAGUUUUGGUAAAACGUUGUCAAUAGAGAGAUAAUUGCAAACAGCUUUUAGCAAAAGGAUUAAUAUAAUAUCUGGUGCUGCUGUUAUAUUAACUACAGUGUUGUACAGAAUUUAUCAUGGAUUUUUGACUGCUGAAAAAGGGACAAUGGAAUUUAGCCAUACCAAGGACUGUACUGGAAAAAGACUGCUGCUGCUGAAUGGGCCCUGAUAAACAACUCACGCCUUGAGGAGGUCACUGAGACUUUACAUGCGAAGUAGAGCUUGCUAAAGAAGAUUAAAGAAUGCUUAUGAUCACUGCUGCCAGAGGAAGGGGUGACUAGUCAUUGUUGAUGAGUCAGCUGUAAAUAAAACGUGUGCAUGGAAUAUCAGUUUUUAUCUAUAGCAAGGAAAGCUGAAUUCAAGUCAUCACUGCUAAGGCUCCAUGCAAAGACCCUCACCCCUGUGUGUAUUCCUGGUUCCUGCAGUAAGCUGUGCUGUGGAUCAUAAACAGACACACACUUAAUAAUGAUAGUGGUGUAAACUACAUCUGUCUUGACUUCUGUCAUAAUAAUGGUAUAUUUUGCAAACACAAAUAUGAACGGAGUAGGUUUGCAUACGUCCUUGCUUUCUCAGUUUGCCAUGACCUAUAUUUGUAUGAAUUCUAGUGUACAUGCCAAGUCUUAAGUUCACUUUUCACUUUGAUAACAGAAAUGUGACUGCAGGCAAACAUCACUGACUUUGUUCACAGCACACAGUCUUCUUUCAUUGUUACCUCAAACUAUAAGUAUUAUGGGAAAAAAAAUUCUGGCAGCAAGAUUAUUUUGGGUUUGUUUGUUUGUUUUUUGUAACUCAAAGUGUUGCAAACCCAAUAUCAGUAAGUAUAAAAGAUGUAUUAAAAUUAUAUCCUACAAAUGUAUAUUUUACAUAAAAGAUAUAUUCUUUGAUGAGUUACUUUCUGUGAUUUUUGUGGUAAAUGGAUCUAGUCUAUUCUAUGUUUAUGAGGCAUUGUAGUGCUACGAUGUGGUAAUUAUGUUCUCUCCAUCCUAUUCAGUGGGAAAUUCUCCAGAAUCUGUUUUGUCACCCUGGUGUCCCGAUUGUAGGGACCUGUCCCAGUUGUGAAACUCUGUAUUGUGGAACUUCUGUGAACAUGUCAAGGUGCAUGCACAACCCUGGUGGAAACCAGUGGAAAUGUAAUAACCUGAAUUGGAGAAUAAAAGGCAAAAGACCUGGGGAGGAACUUGGAACAUA